GGCUUGUUGUUGUCGGUGACUUCCCCUCCCCUCCACCCUUCCCCCUUCCCGCCGCCUCCGCUGCAGUGGCUGCUCCCUGGGCCGUAGGAAAUGAGCGAUAACGAUGACAUCGAGGUGGAGAGCGAUGCUGACAAACGGGCUCAUCACAAUGCACUGGAACGGAAACGCAGGGACCACAUCAAAGACAGCUUCCACGGUUUGCGGGACUCCGUCCCGUCACUCCAAGGAGAGAAGGCGAGCCGGGCCCAAAUCCUAGACAAAGCCACAGAGUAUAUCCAGUACAUGCGAAGGAAAAACCACACACACCAGCAAGACAUCGACGACCUCAAGCGCCAGAACGCUCUUCUGGAGCAGCAAGUCCGUGCACUGGAGAAGGCGAGGUCGAGUGCCCAACUGCAGACCAACUACCCCUCCUCAGACAGCAGCCUCUACACCAACGCCAAGGGUAGCGCCAUCUCUGCCUUCGAUGGCGGCUCGGACUCCAGCUCCAAGUCGGAACCGGAAGAGCCCCAAAACAGGAAGAAGCUCCGAGUGGAGGCCAGCUAAGCUGCGUGGGGCAGGCCAGCAAUAAAAACUGUCGGUCUCCCCUUGCCUCGCCUCGGCCUCCCCUCGUUCAUCCUUAGAACCCUCACAACCAUUUAAGAGACUCUAUUUUUCUC
Lepus europaeus (European hare) is the source of this 659-nucleotide messenger RNA. Its product is annotated as protein max-like. The record is from RefSeq and is a predicted model, not a curated record. Lineage: Eukaryota; Metazoa; Chordata; Mammalia; Lagomorpha; Leporidae. The coding region runs from base 91 to 546 and encodes 151 amino acids. Gene Ontology annotation, cellular component: RNA polymerase II transcription regulator complex. Gene Ontology annotation, molecular function: DNA-binding transcription factor activity; protein dimerization activity. The transcript has a single exon. Gene Ontology annotation, biological process: positive regulation of transcription by RNA polymerase II.